Messenger RNA from Soboliphyme baturini, 591 nucleotides. NCBI's taxonomy places the organism in Eukaryota, Metazoa, Nematoda, Enoplea, Dioctophymatida, Soboliphymatidae. The record is from the annotation of a GenBank genome assembly.
AUGUCGUCACACGUGCAAAAAGUUGCGAGGUACCAAAGAGUGCUUGCAACUGAAAACAAACAUUCACAUGAAAUACCUGAUAAGAGGAGAACACCGAGCAGCAAAACGAGACAACGGUGGGACAACGGCGGCGGAGGAGGCGUCGAGGACGACGGCAUGUUCUCGGGUCCGGCCGGCCUUCCUAGGAAUGCCAGUGCCAGUGCCAGUGCCGGUGCCACUGCCGGAGCCGAGCCGAGUCGAGUCAAACGUUCUUCUGGCAGGCGUCGUCCUCUCUCCAGUCGAUGGUGGAUGGCUGAUGCGAGGAGAGAGGUUCGUCGUCAGCCGGAAGAACGCGCGCGAUCGCCAGGCGUAACGCCACACCAAGCCAAGCCUCGUGCGUCGACGACAGGCAGCAACGACACCAAACCUACGUUGUCCGAUGCGGACGCUUUCCUCACAGUGGUUCUCACGGUGUUGAACCUCAACCUCAACCUCAACCGAAGUCCCUGGUGCCUCACGUGCAAGCAGGCGUGCCUUUGGGAGUACGUCAGUACGCCUCCGGUGAGUACAAUGCCUCGACAACGGAUCCGGUUCGACGAACGAACUACAUGA